CCUCUGACACCAAUCUCUGCAGCCACGCCUUAUCCGCCUCGUUCUCCCCAACUUUCUCGCCUCCCUGCUCGCUCUCUCUGAAUCUGCUUUCUCCCCCUUCAGUUCAGACCCUGCUGAACUGAGCUUCAAAUUUCACUGCCUUCAGGUCAGUUGGAUAUUUUCCUUCCGCAGAAAUUCCAGCAUUCAGCAGCUUUUUGCGUUAAGGUGGUCGUCCGCCGCAGCGGCCGUUUCGUCCUGAACUGCAUCGUCGAUCCCAAUGGCUGUGUCCAGGAUGGCUCUCUCCCUGGCGAGCUGCUCGCGUGUCGCCGCGUGGGCCGCCCAGUCCGCGCUCAGGGCGCCGGCCCCCGCGCUGGGGUCCCUGCAGAUAGCGGCCAUUGCGCCGCUAAAGGCGGCGGGAUUCAGCGGCCAUCAGAUGGUGCAGCGACCCACGUGGUCCCUCACGAGGUCGUUCCACCGCAGCCACGUGGUGUGCGCGGAGCUCGCCCGCUCCCUGAGCCGCUCGCCGUCCGGCAACUUCGAGACGCUCGAGUACCGCCUCUUCUUCCAGAACGACCAGGGCGAAACCCUGUCCCCGUGGCACGACAUCCCCCUGCGUGCGGGCGACGGGCUCUUCAACUUCAUCUGCGAGAUCCCCAAGGACACGAGCGCCAAGAUGGAGGUGGCCACGGACGAGCCCGGCACGCCCAUCAAGCAGGACGUCAAGAAGGGCAAGAUCCGAUACUACCCGUACAACAUCCACUGGAACUACGGCAUGCUGCCGCAGACGUGGGAGGACCCCUCGCACGCCAACCCCGAGGUGGACAACACCAUGGGCGACAACGACCCCGUCGAUGUGGUGGAGAUCGGUGAGAAGCAGGCAGACCUGGGGGAGGUGUACGCAGUGAAGCCGCUGGCCGUGCUGGCGAUGAUCGACGAUGGCGAGCUGGACUGGAAGGUCAUCUGCAUCCGCGCCGAUGAUCCCAAGGCGGACCUCGUCAACGAUGUGGACGACGUCGAGAAAGAGUUCCCGGGCACGUUGACGGCGGUGCGUGACUGGUUCCGGGACUACAAGCUGCCGGACGGCAAGCCGCCCAACAAGUUUGGGCUGGGGGACAAGGCGGCAGACAAGGCCACGGCGCUGCGUGUGAUUGAGGAGACCAACGAGUUCUGGUCAAAGCUCGUCAAGCGCGUCACCCCCAGACGCGGACUUUCGCUGCACUGAAUCACUGAUGUAACUGGAGUGUAUUUUGAGUGGUUUUGGCAAGGAUGCUGUGUUUCGUGCUCGUCCAUGUGCCAUCCUCUGAAUGUGUAUAUGGAUGCUGGUGUGAGGGAUGUGCUUCAGAGUUCUUUAAGUGCCAAGGGAAUUCACUAGAAGACAAGGCGGCAGACCAAUGAGCUCUGGCUGAAACUUGUGAAGCGUGUGCCUCGCGAAGCAUUAUACUGCUGAUGAGGGUUUGUUUGGCGCACAUUAAUCUGACAAUUGAUUCACUUGGGUAGAGAGCUUUGGCACAUCA
Molecule: messenger RNA, 1493 nt
Organism: Closterium sp. NIES-67
Lineage: Eukaryota; Viridiplantae; Streptophyta; Zygnematophyceae; Desmidiales; Closteriaceae
Source: the annotation of a GenBank genome assembly